Neurospora tetrasperma FGSC 2508 is the source of this 1551-nucleotide messenger RNA. RefSeq lists its product as uncharacterized. Gene Ontology annotation, molecular function: transcription cis-regulatory region binding. The transcript has 2 exons. Bases 1 to 1551 code for a protein of 516 amino acids. Lineage: Eukaryota; Fungi; Ascomycota; Sordariomycetes; Sordariales; Sordariaceae. The record is from RefSeq and is a predicted model, not a curated record. Gene Ontology annotation, biological process: regulation of transcription by RNA polymerase II. Gene Ontology annotation, cellular component: nucleus.
AUGUCUUCAGAAACUUCACGCCAUUUGUCCUCUCGGGAAGAGUUUGAGUCAAGGACACUCGCUCCUCUCAAACUCCCCAACCUCAGACUCAACGAAUUGAGCUUCCCAUCGCCACCGUCGACCCCUAACUCGAUCCAGUUGAGCCCAAGUUGUAGCUUCCAGUCGGUAUCAUGGAGCAGAAGGCCAUCAGUCGACUCGGACUACUUCUCCGGAGCCCUUUCCAACCUCUCCAUCACUUCAUCAGUGUCCUCUGCUGGAUCAGACUUGAAGAGAAAGGCAAGCAGCACCUACUUGGACACUCGUCCAGGGCCAAGCAUGCGCAGUUUGCUCGAACCACAGCAGCAGCAGGUCUCUCUCCCGCCCAUUUCUCACAUUCUCAAUGCCGUACCCUCACCCUUUGAGCAUCAGCUCAGCCAGCAUCGGCCCCAGGCAUCCCCGGAUUAUACUUCACGCUUCGCACCUUUCCAGCAAGGCAUCUUCACCCCGCUGCCAUCUCCGACUUGCAGCAUUUCAUCAUCAUCAUUCCCAAGCCAAGCACAGCGCCAACAAUCCUCUUCCCUACCACGGUCCUACUCCGUACCAGACGUGUGCUACAAGAACUUCUCUGCUACGCUGUCGGCCACCACUCCUCAGAAAAAGAGACAAGCAUCGGCGGCUUUUGAAAAUGCUUCGGCCCGCUUCCUGUCGUCCUGCAACAUCAGCAACAAACUUCAAAUUCGCCCAAGCAGGACUCAUCGCACGACAAGCAGACACUCACCAUACAAAAGCGCCGCCGCUCUGCACCGCAACAGCGACCGCAAGUCAUCCACCUGCUCGUCUGGUUCUUCUUCUUCUUCUUCUUCUUCUUCAUCGUCAUGCUCGCCUGGCUUUGCCACAGACGACGAAACAUCCGAGGUUCCCGACGAGGACGAAAACCUCCCCUCCACCUCCUCCAACGCCAGCAGCAGCAACAGUAGUAGUAGUAGAGGCAAAAAGCAAAACAUCCAGUACACGACCGAGCAAAAUCUCUUCAUCAUCUACCACAAAGACGACCUCGAGCUUCCCUGGGCCGAGAUCGAGAAGCGGUACAACGCGCGCUUCCCCGGUCUUUACCGGACUGCGGGUGGGUUGAACUGCAACUACUACCGACUCAACGCCAAGCUGCCGCGAACCGAAGACGGAGACAAGUUCUCGCUCAUCUUUGACGAGCGGCCCCGGUACGACCCGGAGAACCCGGGCAAGAUGUUGCCGUUGACGUGGGACGAGUACGAAGGUGUGAGGUUCCAGACUGUUCAUGUCCAGGUUAGGCAGGCGGCCAAAGUGUUGGGACACCCGAUUGGACUUAUGUGGAGGUGUCCGGAGGAGUUGAUCAAGAGUGAGAAUGAGUGGGUGUUGGAGGAGCAUAGGGAUAAGGCUAGGGAGCUGGCUGCGAGAAGAUCCUACCAGAGAGAAGCGUGGAAGAGGAGUCAGCAACAACAACAACAUCAGCAACAGCAACAGCAACAACAACAAGAUCAACAACACAACCAGCAACAUCAAUCUCUCAUCUUUAAUUCUGAACAAUUCCGAUGA